This is a messenger RNA of Pyrenophora tritici-repentis Pt-1C-BFP, 851 nucleotides long. Lineage: Eukaryota; Fungi; Ascomycota; Dothideomycetes; Pleosporales; Pleosporaceae. The record is from RefSeq and is a predicted model, not a curated record.
CAGAAGUCUGUCUGGGCCGCCUAUCUGUGUACAAUUCGGUACAUGUACAUCCACGAAGACUAGCUACCGCUGUAGUAUCUGCAAUGAACGCCCUCUUCAACUCAGCGUUGCGGCAAUCGACGUCGAUACGGAAAGACCUGGACCAGUUUGCUGACGCCGCAUCGCCCUCGCCACAUCUACAAGCCCAGCUCAACGCUUCCCUUACCUCGUUCGCGCGUACUAUUGACGACUAUGGCAAGCUCGCGAAGCAGGAGCCUGUCCAGACAAAGGCUGAAAAGGCACAAGAGAGACUGAAGAACUUCCGGGCUGAGCUUGAAGAGUACCGGACGAGCUUCAAGCGGAUCAAGAGCGCGAAUGAGGACAUUCAAACCACAGAAGCCCGUACAGAACUCUUGGGUCGCCGUCCACACAACACAGCCACGCCCGAAAACCCGUACGCACAACACAAUCUGACCGCAGCUGCUGCACAACAUUCAGCCUUCGCCCCUUCACAGCCAUACAACCCCAACGCUCCCUACCGACCCAAUCCCUACUCGGCCGGCGCACCGCAAGGAGGGGACUACGACCGCGAAGGGCACGUGCUGAGAGAGAACACCUUUUUCAACAAGACUUCGGAACAGCUCGAUGAGUUCUUGGACAGAGGAAGGGCUGUCUUGGGCGAUCUCGGCCAGCAAAGAGAUAUGUUAAAAGGCACCCAAAAGAGGCUGUACACUGUUGCGAACACACUCGGUAUUAGUGGAGAUACGAUACGCAUGGUGGAGAGGAGAGCGAAGCAAGACAAGUGGAUUUUCUGGGCUGGUGUGGUCAUCUUCUUCUUGUUCUGCUGGCUAGUUAUACAUUUCCUUCGCUGA